Messenger RNA from Condylostylus longicornis, 1314 nucleotides. Its product is annotated as tektin-B1. Gene Ontology annotation, cellular component: microtubule cytoskeleton; nucleus. The transcript is spliced from 5 exons. The record is from RefSeq and is a predicted model, not a curated record. Gene Ontology annotation, biological process: cilium assembly; cilium movement involved in cell motility. Bases 1 to 1314 code for a protein of 437 amino acids. NCBI's taxonomy places the organism in Eukaryota, Metazoa, Arthropoda, Insecta, Diptera, Dolichopodidae.
AUGAGUUACGAUGAAGUUGUUGUAUUGGAAAAACCACUCCAACAUUUAGGACUGGGCGAUUGGAAUUCUCGAGUCUCACAAUUGCGUAAUGUUGCUGAAACUAAAAAUGAUACAGCUUUUCAAAUGCGUCAUGAUGCUCGGACUUUGCGAAAUGAAACACGCAUCGAAGCUGAUUGGACUAACUAUCAAACAAAUAUAGCAUUAUCAGAGCGAAAAGCCGAAAUUGAACGCUGGAGAAUUACAAUUCAGCAAAUGUUGAGACGCAUUGAAAAUGAAAUGCAAUUGUUGCGAGAAGAAAAGGCUACAACGGAACGAGAACUGCAAGCAAUGACAAUUCCGCUUGCUGUUAUAAGCGAAUGCUUAAGCGCUAGGGAUGGUCGGCUAGGGUCUGAAUUAACCUAUGAUGAGGCUGAUAUCGAACUUAAAAAAGAACUGUCCAUUGUUGAAAAUAAUAUGAAACAAUUACGUGAUCAAUGUCAAGGCACAUGGGAUAAACUGAACCGACUAGAAGAUGUUCAUUUCAAAUUAAGUUUAGAGAUUACAAAUAAAAUUGAAGCCGAAGAAGUCGAUAUCGCACAAAUUGAUUUGAAUAAAUUUGCUGCAUGUAUAACGUUUAAGCCUGAUCCAAUAAGAAAUCCAAAAAAUUGUGUUACGUAUGAAGCGUGGCUGGAUCACACUAAAAAUAUCAAGCAAAUGGCAGAUAAUGAAUUAGCUGAUACAUAUGCUAUCCGUGAAUCACUUUUUGUUUGUCGGGAAAAAGCUAAAAAUAUUUUAAAGGCACAAUCAGAUAAAACGGAGCAAACCCUUCGUAAAAGAAUUUUUGAAAUACAGAGAGCAAGGAACGAAUUGGCUUGGCAAAAAUUUAAGCAAGCUGAAGAAAUUGAAAGAGUUAAAUGCGAAAUAAAGACAUUGGAGCAAGCUUUACUUGAUAAAACAAAUUCUUUAAAAUUGGCUGAAACAAGAUUAGAAAAUCGUGCCCAACGUUCUGGUAUCGAAUUGUGUUUGGAUGAAGCACAUGAAAAAUUAGUUGAUGAAGUUAUACGUUUACGUAAUAUUCGUCGUCUCUUAAAUGAAAAAAUUGAUUGUGCUAAAACGAAUUUGAAUUCGUUGGCUGUCCAUCUAAUAAAACUUGAAGAAGAUUUAAAUAAUAAACAACACGCUCUUAUGACAGAUAUAAGAUCUUUAGAUCUACGUUGUCAAUUAAAGAAAGGACCAACAGAUACACAAACUGAUCGUAAUAUAAAAUUGGUUAAAAUGGAAGAUGAAAUCCCAAAUUCCCACAAAGAAAUUUUGUCAUCGCAUAAUUUGCUUUAA